AUGUCUCGCAGCACCAUGGAAAAGGCUGACGUGAUCACCCCGGCGCCGGCAAGGUGCAGCGGGAGUAUUGACGCCGGAAAGCUGGAGAAUAGCGACGAUGCCUUUGAAGUCUUCAAGAGAGGAGAGGGUGCAGUGGACUUCCGCACAGUCGGAUGGGUCCAUGCCUCAGUCAUUUUUCUCAAAGUCAUCUUCGCCACCGGUGUUCUCUCAAUUCCUUCAGCAAUGUUUGUUCUUGGUUCUCUGCCCGGUGCUAUAAACGUGCUGGGCUGGCAGUUCCUGAAUACAUACUGCGCCAUCAUCCAGGGCAAUUUUCGCAACUCUCAUGCUGGCUGUCACUCUAUUGCUGAUAUGGCCAACGUUGUCGGCGGUUCGUGGCUAAAAGAAAUAGUUGGGAUAUUAUUCCUCGUCACUUAUUCGAUUGUUGGCGCAUCCGGCAUCUUCGGCACAUCGGUUGCUUUCAACGCCCUAUCGGAUCAUGCAAUCUGCACAAAUUACUUCAUGUUGGCUGCCACUGUUGCGGUUUUCAUUCUUGCAAGCGUUCGCAAGUUCGAGAAGAUUGCGUGGUUGACAUGGGCUGGCUUUCUUUCGGUCUACGUUGCCGUAUUUAUUGUCGUAGUUGCCGUCACACAACUAGACAGACCGGCCGCGGCCCCCAAAACUGGCGACUUUGACCUCGGCUACCAUGUUAUCGGCGACCCGACUUUCGUUACUGGUAUUACUUCUGUCGCGACCAUCUUCUGCUCUGGCGCGGGCACAUCGGCAUUCUUGCCCGUCAUUUCAGAAAUGAAACGACCAGGGGACUACAACAAAGCUGUCUACCUCUGCAUGGGAAUCGUUACAGCGUCCUACCUGACCUUCUCCUUGGUCGUAUAUCGCUACUGCGGUCAAUGGGUGGCCUCGCCUUCUCUUGGCAGUGCAGGUGAAGUCGUCAAAAAGGUUGCAUAUGGUAUUGGCCUUACUGGGCUGAUGGUGAGCGCAUGUCUAUAUAUCCAUGUCGCUGCCAAGUAUAUCUUUGUACGAAUCCUCCGCGACUCUGUUCACCUGCAGAAGAACUCGUUCGUCCACUGGUCGGCAUGGCUCGGCUGUACUUUCGGAAUGUCAGUCGUUUCAUUUCUCCUGGCCUCAGGUAUCCCCAUCUUCAACUACCUGCUCGCCCUUGCAGGAAGCUUGACUUUCGCUCCCUUGGCUCUUGGUUUGCCGGGCUACCUCUGGAUAUUCGACCAUCAACACUAUCGACAAGGAAAUUGGUGGCAGAUCAUGGUUUACUGGCUGAACUGGCUCAUGAUUCUUCUUGCCAUCUUUUUAACAAUCGGUGGCACUUAUGGGGUGAUACAGAAUAUUAUUGAUGCGUAUGCUCAGGGCUUGAUUGGUGGCGCUUUCUCUUGCGCAGAUAACAGUUCCAGUAGUUCAUCCUAG
Messenger RNA from Diaporthe batatas, 1416 nucleotides. RefSeq lists its product as uncharacterized. The record is from RefSeq and is a predicted model, not a curated record. Gene Ontology annotation, cellular component: vacuolar membrane. Gene Ontology annotation, molecular function: amino acid transmembrane transporter activity. Lineage: Eukaryota; Fungi; Ascomycota; Sordariomycetes; Diaporthales; Diaporthaceae. The coding region runs from base 1 to 1416 and encodes 471 amino acids. Gene Ontology annotation, biological process: amino acid transmembrane transport. The transcript is spliced from 6 exons.